AUGGGUCCUCACACUGAGGAGAAGGUUCCUCACUCUGAAGACAAGGAUCUUCACACUGAGGACAAGGUUCCUCACACUGAGGACAAGGUUCCUCACUCUGAGAAUAAGGUUCCUCACUCUGAGGACAAGGUUCCUUACUCUGAAGACAUGGGUCCUCACACUGAGGACAAGGUUCCUCACUCUGAAGACAAGGUGCUUCACACUGAGGACAAGGUUCUUCACUCUUAGAACACUGACGAACCUUGUCCUCAGAGUCACAAACCUUCUUUUCAGAGAAAGGAACCUUCUCAUCAGGGUGAGGAACCUUGUCCUCAGAGUGAGAAACCUUGUCCUCAGAGUGAGGAACCUUGUCCUCAGAGUGAGCAACAUUGUCCGCAGUGUGAGAAACGUUGUCCUCAGAGUGAGGAACCUUAUCCUUAG
Paramuricea clavata is the source of this 420-nucleotide messenger RNA. The record is from the annotation of a GenBank genome assembly. Lineage: Eukaryota; Metazoa; Cnidaria; Anthozoa; Malacalcyonacea; Plexauridae.